AUGCUCGUCGAGUCGUGCCCGCACCUCGCCAUGGUCAAGAAGUACAACCUCUCCAUGGGCAAGGUGGGCUCCGCGACCGAAGAGCACCCUGUCAUGACGUUCGUGCCGGAUGCAUCGUCGACGCCAUUUCCGCCCUACGACUCGCCGAUCGAACACCCUUUUGAACAGGCUGCGGACAUGCACUUUCGGCGCUUCAAGGAGCCUUUUCCGGAUCCGUUCGAGCCGGCGCUUGUGGGCAUCGAUACCACGAUUGACGUUGAGUUGACCAAGUGGAACUGCGUGUACAAGCAGCGCAAGCUCAAGCUCAAGUACACCGUUGCCUCGAUCGUCAUCGAGGAUGCGACGCUGUCUAGGAACACGGCGCCGGGCUUCAUCAAGCGCUUUGCGGGCGACGAGUUCAUCUUCUUCAUCGAAGAGUCGCUCUGGGACAAGGCCAACGACGUGCUCUACGUGCGCGGCUACAACGAGAGCUUCGCUGACCUCGCGCUCGUCCGCAGCUUUGCGAUCUACGCCGCGCAUCCCGAGAACGACGGCUGGUCCUCGGUCAUGCAGACGGGCUCGGUGCAGAUGAGCAACAAGUUUGGCUUCCUUCGCUCGACCGUCGAGGGGUUCGUCAAGGAGAGCUACGCCAAGACGAGCACGAAGGCGCUUGCGUACCUCAAGGUGCGCCUCGUCGAAGAGCGCGCCGAAGCCGAGGUGGCGACGAAUAUGCCGUAG
Messenger RNA from Saprolegnia parasitica CBS 223.65, 717 nucleotides. RefSeq lists its product as hypothetical. Gene Ontology annotation, cellular component: mitochondrial intermembrane space. Gene Ontology annotation, biological process: phospholipid transport. Bases 1 to 717 code for a protein of 238 amino acids. The record is from RefSeq and is a predicted model, not a curated record. NCBI's taxonomy places the organism in Eukaryota, Oomycota, Saprolegniomycetes, Saprolegniales, Saprolegniaceae. Gene Ontology annotation, molecular function: phosphatidic acid transfer activity. The transcript has 5 exons.